This is a messenger RNA of Centruroides sculpturatus (bark scorpion), 2152 nucleotides long. RefSeq lists its product as uncharacterized. The record is from RefSeq and is a predicted model, not a curated record. Bases 47 to 2152 code for a protein of 701 amino acids. Lineage: Eukaryota; Metazoa; Arthropoda; Arachnida; Scorpiones; Buthidae. Gene Ontology annotation, cellular component: chitin-based extracellular matrix. Gene Ontology annotation, molecular function: structural constituent of chitin-based larval cuticle. The transcript has 10 exons.
UCGGAAAUUGUCACUCUUACUCAUCACCGAGAAGGAAAACUUAACCAUGAAGUGCUUGAUUCUUGUAGCCCUCUUCGCCGUUUCUCAGGCUCAAUUCGUCUACCACCAUGGACUUGGUUCUAGUGCUCAAUUCCGUAGCCAGGACAUCGCUGGAAACUAUCAUUUUGGCUACAACGAGGGUCACGCUACUGGUGGCACCUUCCGUAGAGAGUCUGGUGACAUCGCUGGCAACAAAGUCGGUUCCUAUGGACUUUCCGAUGCUGAUGGACGCAGAAGAGUAGUCAGCUACGUUGCCGAUGCUGCUGGUUUCCGCGCUAAGGUAGAUACCAAUGAACCAGGUGUUGAUCCAGCUAAAGAUCCAGCUGCCGUCGCUGUCAAUAAGGGUGUUGUACCUCACCACAUUCCUUACUACGGACACCAUUACUAUGGUCAUUAUCCCUUCGAAGUGUUACUACUCUUUAGCGUAAUUUUUGCAGCUUUACUCUCCAGUUACUUGUGUUUAGAUUAUUCAGAAACUCACUACUCGUCCGACCCCUACGGCAACAUAAAAUACAGUUAUACCUUACAAACCGGAAACAGCAAGGUACAAUUUCGUCAGGAAGAACCGAAUAAACGUCUCCCGCCUAUAGCUCCACCGCCCUUGAUAUACCGUCCAGUCUUCGGUUUUGGUGGUUUUCGACCCUUACAAUACAGGCCCAUAUUUCUGCAGAUAAUUCAACCGCGAGCUCUGGUACUCGAACCCAGUGCCACAGCAAAUGGAGCGGUUACCAAACGUAUAACCAGAGCGAAACCUGCGGAAGCGGACAAAGAAAAACUGUCAAGAAUCAUUUGCCUUAUUUUAGCCACUGUAAUCUGCGCAUCGGCUAGAAGCCCUUACGGUGAUAACUAUCAACCAGCAGCGGCAACUAAUGUUGGCGGGGGUUAUAGACCUCCUCAACCCGGACGUUUUCGCCCAGAUGAGAACUACCCUCCCCAACCCUACCAAUUCAAUUACAACAUAGACGAUGGCUUCGGCAAUCAGCAGUACCGUCAAGAAACGGGUGACCAGAACGGAGCCGUAAAAGGAACUUAUGGCUACUACGACGCCAAUGGAGUAUACAGAAACGUGGAUUACGUUGCAGAUGCUUAUGGAUUUAGAGCCACCAUUCGCACUAACGAACCGGGUGUAGGCGCAGACAACCCAGCUGACGUCAGCAUCGACGCCCAACCACCCCCAGCCGGUCUUCAAGAGAGAUAUACCAAAGCUGGAGGUGGAUACGUUCCACCCCCAAGUUCACAUAGAAGACCACCAUCACCAUCGGGAGGAAUCAGAAGGCCAGUAGCCGUGCUAUUCUCCAUUAUUGCCUACACUUUGGCAGGAUAUUUAUAUAAGGCACCAGUGGUUUACAAACCGGCACCGUACGUAGCCAAACCCUUCUACGCUCCUGCACCUUAUUACGAGAAACCCAAACCGUACGAUUUCGGAUAUGAAACCGUUGAUGAAUUUGGCAGCAAGCAACACAGACAGGAAACUGGUGAUGGUGCCGGUGGAGUAACAGGAAGCUACGGUUACGUCGAUCCUUGGGGCAUCUACCGUCAAGUAGAUUACAUUGCUGAUGAAUUAGGAUACAGAGCUACAGUUAAGACCAACGAACCAGGAACCGCCAACCAAAACCCAGCCGCUGUCAACGUUGUUGCAGACCCAGUCCCAGCUCCCGCACCACCCCCGAAAGUAUACGUUAAGCCCGUUGUUCCAGUAGUCAAGAAGGUAGUAGCCGCAGCACCUUACUACCCCCCACCCCCACCCCAUCCCUAUGGCCCAUACCCAGGACCAGUGGUUAAGGCUGUAGCACCCGUCUAUGCCGGACCAGUUGUAAAGAAGAUCUACGCUCCCAAACCUUACGAUUUUGGAUACGACGUGCAAGAUUCGUAUGGGAAUCAACAGUUCCGUAAAGAGACCAGCGAUGGAAAGGGAAGAGUAGUUGGAUCCUACGGAUAUACAGAUGCAUACGGGAUAUAUCGCAUUGUGGAAUAUGUAGCAGACGAAUUUGGAUACAGGGCGAAGGUCAAGACAAACGAACCGGGCACAGCUAACCAGAAUCCUGCACACGUAACAGUACGUUCGCAAGCGAUACCACACGUCCCACAUUACAAGAAACCCAUUUAUUACUGA